CGGUAGAGAGCCUACUAGUUUUCAUCCAAAACGAACAAUUCUUUUUUUCCUUUCUCUUACACACAAUAGUCAACUCUCAACAGUCAUUUCUGGAUUUUCAAGAAUCCAAAAAAUCACCAAACCCCCAAAAAAAAUCCCAAUUCCAAAAACCCUAAAAUCAAAAAUCAAUCAUGGAUCCACUCUACCAAACCCUAACCAUCCUCCCAUUCUCAAUCCUCCGGCCACCACGUCUCCGCCUCAAACUACCCACAAUCACACUCCCAUCACCCAUGACCGUUUUCUCCCUAAUCCUCAUCACCUACUUCCUCGUCAUCUCCGGCGUGGUUUACGACGUUAUUGUUGAACCACCAGGUAUCGGAUCUACUCAAGACCCACGAACCGGAACAGUCCGACCAGUUGUUUUUAUGUCGGGUAGAGUCAAUGGGCAGUAUAUUAUUGAAGGGCUUUCAUCUGGGUUCAUGUUUGUUCUUGGUGGGGUAGGUAUUAUACUUCUUGAUCUUGCGGUUUCUGUUCCGAAUAGACCGAAAAGCGUUAAGGUUUCAUUUGCUGGUGCUGGUGUUGCGUUUGUUGUUAUUGGUUAUGUUAUGAGUAUGUUGUUUCUUAGGAUUAAGAUUCCUGGUUAUCUGCAUUGAUUCGGGUUUUGGUUCGGUUUUUUUUAAUUGAGUGUGUUUGGAAUUAUGAUGUUUACGGAUUUUAGUAAUACUAAUAUGUUAACAUUUCUAUGAUAUUGUUGUUCAAUGCCAAACAAAAUAGGAUUAUCUGAUCAUACUUUUUAAA
This is a messenger RNA of Erigeron canadensis, 777 nucleotides long. Its product is annotated as putative oligosaccharyltransferase complex subunit CG9662. The transcript has a single exon. The record is from RefSeq and is a predicted model, not a curated record. Lineage: Eukaryota; Viridiplantae; Streptophyta; Magnoliopsida; Asterales; Asteraceae. Bases 171 to 632 code for a protein of 153 amino acids. Gene Ontology annotation, cellular component: oligosaccharyltransferase complex.